UUGCUGGCAACCUCUUUCACUUGACCACGGAACCGGCCAAAUCCCACCCGUGUUGACCCAGUGAUCUCGUCCAUACAGAGCUGCCUAGCUGUCGGAGCAACCACCAAGUUUAUAUCGGACGCGCGACUAGUUCCCAACUGCAAUCACUCAACUCUCGCCUCGACCCUCUAUAUCUCAACCGGCCCAACAACGACGCUCUACCCAACCUCGCUCGCUUAAGACGACAACCUGAAGCCUAUCUAUAUCCGAGAAUCAUGGAGACGGGCCCGUCGCAACAGACGCAGCCUGCUACGCAGCAGAUGCUUGACCCUCGUCGGCUCGGUAGGAACAACUCGGGACUCAACGAUGGCGACAUUGCUGACGUCCUUGUCAUCCUCCACCCGGCCACGCCAACCGCCAUUCACAUUGUCGAACAAUCCGCGGAGUUUCGCCCUGAACACGUCCUCUUCCGCAACUCUCUAGAUUCAAUGAGUGGGUCCUUGACUGAUAUUGAAGAGCAAGAGACCAUCAUCAUUAAUGCGUCUGGAGAUCGAUUAGGUCACAGUUCCCGUGCAGGCGCCGACUUGGCCUUGCGCAUGUCAUCCGCUCGGAGGCUCAGGUUCAAGGAGCUCGGCUUCAUCUUCGGACGGAAUCCUCACAGCGCAGACAUUGUCUUUGGCCAAGACUCCGGAAAACGAAUCAGCAACCAGCAUUUUCGCAUCUACCUAAACACAGAUGGCAUCCUCAUGCUCGAAGACAUGUCUACUAACGGAACUAUAGUCGACGAUGCGCUUCUGAAGUGUAAGGACAAACGGUUCAACAGCAUUCGAAUGCUGGGUUCGGGAUCGAUCAUCUGCAUACAGAAUGCCAAUGACGCGGAGAUGAUCAAAUUCAUCGUCCGUGUUCCAUCGCGGGUGUCGUAUAUGGAACGCUUUCGCGAGAACUUGCGCAACUUUAUCACCGAAUGCUCCCCUGACUUCGGCGAGGCGCAAUCUAAAGCCGUUCAGCGCAUCACCAAGCAGUAUGGUGGACCAACCAUGAAAUGGGAUGGUGGAGCAAAUUACAACAUCCUCGGUCAAAUUGGCAAAGGUGCCUUUGCGACUGUCUACCAACUCGCCACUAAGAUGGCUGGCAAGCUUCUUGCCGCAAAAGAGCUAGAGAAGCGUCGAUCCAUGAAGAAUGGGAUGCUCGACAAAAGGAUCGACAACGAAAUGAAGAUCAUGCAGAGCUUACGGCAUCCUAACAUUGUUGAGUUCGUUGAGUACUACGACCAGGGCGACUAUCUCUACAUCAUUAUGGAAUACGUACAGCAGGGCGAUCUACAAGGUUUCCUCAACGAAGGAGGGUCGAUGAAGGAGGAACUCGCGAAGACCAUGGCGCAACAAAUCUUGAGCGCACUCAAUUAUCUCCACCGUUCGAAAAUUACUCACCGCGACAUUAAGCCCGACAACAUCCUCAUCGCUGACCUAAACCCUUUCACCGUCAAACUAUCCGACUUCGGUCUAUCCAAGGUUGUCAAGCAUGACGAGACCUUCCUUAAGACCUUUUGUGGUACUCUGCUUUAUUGUGCUCCUGAAGUAUUUCCCGACUUUGGCAGCGGACCGUCAACGGGUACAAAACGUCGACGUGGCGCGAAAAUAUACCACUCCUACAGCUCGUCAGUGGACAUUUGGUCUUUCGGUGGUGUUCUCUGGUAUGCACUCUGUGGGGUACCUCCUUUCAAGGGUGUCGCCGACACUACGGGUGAAGCGAUGUACAACAACAUCAUGGCUACCCACCUCGACCCAACGCCUUUGAAGAAGGCAGGUGUUUCGGCUGCUUGUAUUGACCUUUUGAUGCGCAUGCUUCGAACUGACCCUGCCCUGCGCCCUACGGACCGAGACUGUCUCAAUCAUCCCUGGCUCAAAGACGGCGCAGCCAUCCCUGCCGAUCCCACUCUUCAGUCUAUUGUUGAGGAAGACGAGUCGGAAGAGGCCGAACAGCAGUUGUCCCAAUUGAGUAUUAGAGAAGCAAUUCCGGAGUCGGACGAAGAAGAUGACAUCCUAUCGGAUGACGAACUCAUGGGCAUUGUUGCGAACAGAGAGCCAAAGCGAGUGCGCGCAGACCCUCUAUAUCCACGAAACCAACUGCGCGACCACGAUAACUCAAGUGCAGAUCCGUCCUUCCAGUCAUCGCAUCUCAUCGGUGAAGGAGAGAGCUUCAAAAUAAAGCCUAUGCCUCGGCAGCCACGCUUAUUCGGCGAGAUCGGUCAGUCUGCCCUUCAGAGUUCAGGGAUUCUCAAUGCUCAUGCGAAUGUUGCUCUGUCUCAUGAAGAAUCACUUCAAGCCGCUCAACUACAUGUCCCUUCGCAGUUUAGUCAGACUGUGGGUGGAGCGGAACAAGAAAUGCCAUUCACGACACCUGCCCGGCGAGACCACGAGUUCUCGUUCUCGUCACCUAGUCUUCUCGGGGCCGAGUCCCUUGUGCGGGAUAUGAACAUGGCCUCGCCUCAGUCGCCAAUAUCAAGAACCCAGAGCCCUCUUAUGCCGGCGACCCCAAAGACCCCGGACGCUUUCCCACACAGCUCACUAGGCCAGUCCUCAAAUGAUCCUAGCCAGAUUAGCGAGCCGACUCCGAAAGCGCGGCCUUCGGGGGUGAAUCGCCAGAUCAGCUUGCCUCUGACGGCAUCUUACUACUACAAUCCGUUAGAUCCGAGCACCCACAACCUUGAGUAUGCCUCGAAAGUAAGCGGAUUUGACUUCAUAUCAGCACAGAGAGAAGUGGAGAUUGGGGCAUCUGCAUAUGAAGACACCAGGGCAUCCGAUACCAGCGGCUACUCUUCGAUUUCAAACCCUGUAGCAGCACCAUCUCCUUCUGCCGAUGUGCCCUCGGUCCCUGCUGAGCUAGAUAUGAAGGCUCCACCAAGGCGACUGGGCAAACUCAUCGCAACACCAGACUCCUUCGUCCCAUCUCUCACCCUCAACAUAAAUAAGAGCAAGACUUCAUGGGGUCGUCUUGCCAAUAACACCAUCGUUUACGAAAAUAGCCGCGAUACACGCAUUCCGAAGACGGCCUUCAUCAUCUUCUGGUACUCGUCAGGCGGUCAGAGUCAAGUUAACGUUGACGAGCUGUCUCAGCAAGGCAAGGAUUGGACCAGUCUGGACAACCUAAACGUUGGUAUCUGGACAUGCGCAACCCACGGUAUUUCGAUCAACGGAAAGCACUUGAAGCAAAAGGACGAAAAAGGGCGUGCCCUGUUUGGACACCUCCAUACUGGCGACAUUGUUCAGGUCUAUCACGACUCCCGCGGGACUGAGUGUCUGAAGUUCAGGUGCGAGUUCUAUCUAGGAUCAGGUAGAGAGCCUCGACCAGCAGAUGAUAGCUUCAGUACUCUACUUGGUAACAAGCUUUCCCACGAAUAGAUCGUUGUGAUC
This is a messenger RNA of Cucurbitaria berberidis CBS 394.84, 3392 nucleotides long. RefSeq names its product Pkinase-domain-containing protein. The transcript is spliced from 3 exons. Gene Ontology annotation, biological process: meiotic recombination checkpoint signaling; protein phosphorylation. NCBI's taxonomy places the organism in Eukaryota, Fungi, Ascomycota, Dothideomycetes, Pleosporales, Cucurbitariaceae. The record is from RefSeq and is a predicted model, not a curated record. Gene Ontology annotation, cellular component: nucleus; cytoplasm. Gene Ontology annotation, molecular function: protein serine/threonine kinase activity; ATP binding; protein binding. Bases 255 to 3380 code for a protein of 1041 amino acids.